Messenger RNA from Polistes canadensis, 804 nucleotides. RefSeq lists its product as uncharacterized. The transcript has a single exon. Lineage: Eukaryota; Metazoa; Arthropoda; Insecta; Hymenoptera; Vespidae. The coding region runs from base 1 to 804 and encodes 267 amino acids. The record is from RefSeq and is a predicted model, not a curated record.
AUGGCUACGAGACUAACACUGCAGGAGGCGCGAGCUGGCACGAUCGCGAGCCUGACAGCCAAUGCAAAAGACGUUCUUACUAUGGACCUCUCCACYGCGGUGGAGACUAGAGAACUACUCCGAACGACUUGGACAAAAUUCGAUGCUGAACAUGACMGAAUAGUGUCAUCGUCUCGUGAAACAGUAAUGGAGCAGCCGUAUUUUAAGAACAAUCGCUAUGACGCUACUAUGCAAAUAUAUUUAGCCGGAAUUACGCUGCUAAAUCAACGCAUAGAAGAGCUCUCUCGGCAGGCAUCGCAAGCAAUGCCUCAGCCGCAAUUUCGUCCGCGGUCGGUACUGCCGAAUAUCUCGUUGCCCAAGUUCUCCGGGGCCUUCUCAGAAUGGAGACCUUUCGAGGAAUUAUUGUCCUCCAUGGUCAAAGACAAUCCGGACCUCUCACAGGUUAAGAAAAUGCAUUACUUAAGGACCAGCCUAGAGGGAGAGGCAGCCAAGGUGGUGGCAAACCUGAAACUAUCUGCCGAUUCUUUUACUAUAGCAUGGAAUAGAUUGUCAGACAGAUUCGACAACAAACGCCUAUUAAUCCUGGCUCAUCUCGAUAGGCUGAUGGCCCUUCCUCGCAACAAGAAAAGGUCAUCUGGAUCCCUCAUCAAAUUAAUCAAUAUAGUGACGUCAUCUCUCAGUGCUCUAGCAACAUUAGGAUGCCUGACUGACCAAUGGGAUCACAUUAUCGUUCAUCAGGAGGGAUUAGCACUGCACGACAAGACUCGCGAAGACUGGGGAACCAGGCUAGGAACAUCAAGCUAA